This is a messenger RNA of Psilocybe cubensis, 1008 nucleotides long. RefSeq lists its product as uncharacterized. The coding region runs from base 1 to 1008 and encodes 335 amino acids. The transcript is spliced from 5 exons. Lineage: Eukaryota; Fungi; Basidiomycota; Agaricomycetes; Agaricales; Agrocybaceae. The record is from RefSeq and is a predicted model, not a curated record.
AUGUCCCCUGGAGAGUCUGCUCCUCUUGUCUCCAUGAUUUGGGCCCUCAGAGUUAUCCAGGUGGUGGCUGGCACUUCCGCUGCUGUCACGGCGAUACAACCGUCAACUUUCACCGUCCCAGGAGCAUUUCCCACUUCGGUGUUUUCAAAAUAUUACAAUCAACCUACUGCUACGUCGGCUCAGCCCCAACCAGUCAUAUCAGACCCUAUUACUCAUACGACGUAUCCAUUCGCUUUAACGGAUCCCAACGAUAUUCCUGUAAAUGAUACAACAGAUCCUCAUCCGUUACCCCCAACAGCACCUUCAACCUUGAUUUUGCACAGCGCAUUUACGCAAUUGGAAUCACUUUCAACCAGUUCUAUUUUUGGAUCCAACGCGUGUGCCCGCUGCCAAGCUGCUCUGGAAAUCGGAAAGUUCAUUUCCCUCGCAACACCAGCCAACGGUCCAGAAUUUUUUGUACAUUUUUGUGAAAUAUUUAAUAUUACAAGUGCAUGCGAAGUUACGUAUGGUCAGUUCACAGGUGUUGGGUCAGUUCUCACUCAAGUUGUGGCAAAUGCGGACGUUGGCGGUUAUGAUGGACAGGCGCUAUGCCAGAAUUUUUUCAGCAUGUGUCCUUCGCCGCCCACUGUAGAAUUGAAUUUGACCAACUGGUUUACAAAACCCAAACCCCAUCCUCUCCCGCCUCCUAGAAAACCAAGUGGGAAGAGAAUGAAUGUUUUGCACAUAUCAGAUCUUCAUUUGGAUCCUAGAUAUUCUACUGGGUCAGAAGCCAAUUGUACAUCUGGUUCAUGCUGCCGUACGAACAAGCGUAACGCCAACAGUCCGAACUCAAUACUACUGUCCGCUCCUAGAUUUGGAGCAUACCAAUGUGAUUCUCCUCUAUCGCUUGCUAUUGCUGCCCUUGAUGCAAUUCCUAUAUUGACUGGCACGGCCAAUACCGGUUUUCCUAUCACCCUUUACACGGGCGAUCUAGUGUCUCAUGAUCCUGAUAACCAACUUUCAAGGUAG